AUGGACGAAAAAGAUACAAACCCUUCCAACAGUCCAAACCGUCAAAGUACCGAUGCAGUCAAUAAUCCCUCAGACACAACAGAAAAUGUCAAGACAUACCCACCAAAAAAGGUUGUCCUUCCAACCAUGGUCGCCCUCUUUCUUGUCUUCUUCCUAAUUGCACUGGAUCGAACUAUCAUCGGUACAGCUAUUCCAACCAUAUCUGCCGAGUUCAACAGCUUUGGAGACAUCGCUUGGUAUGAGUCAGCCUUCCUCCUGCCUCUCUGUGUCUUCCAACUCUCCUUCGGCCUUGUCUUUAAAUACUACUCCACCAAAUGGGUUCUCUUUAUCCUCACUGCUAUUUUUGAGAUUGGAUCAAUUGUUUGUGCGGCAGCGCCUAAUUCGAACGCUUUGAUCAUUGGACGGGCCAUCACAGGCAUCGGCGGUGCUGGUAUCGGCUCUGGUGUUUUCAUCUAUAUCACACUCUUGUUUCCCCUUGAAGAACGACCCAAGUACCUGGGAUCAUUGGGUUCCGCUUUUGGAAUAUCUUCCAUCUUGGGUCCGAUCCUUGGAGGCUACCUCACAUCUGUCAGCUGGCGUUGGUGCUUCUGGAUCAAUGUCCCCAUUGGCGGUCUUUCCCUCUUCCUUCUUUUUAUUCUCGCUCCCGACAGACCAUCACCUGUCAAGCCAGCAGCGACAUGGCGUCAGAAAUUUCUCGAUCUAGAUCCUCUUGGUUUCUUGCUGGUCGCAGGCUCAAUUGUAAGUCUCCUGUUCGCUCUCGAAUUCGGCAAGGAGGAUAAAGCAUGGUCAACAGAACGCGUCGUUGCUCUCUUCGUCGUCUUUGCAGUUCUUCUUGUCGCAUUCGCUGGAUACCAAGUCUGGAGAGGUGAAAAGGCUACAAUUCCUCCGAGAAUCCUGCGUCAGCGAACGGUACUGGCUGCGUGUCUUUUCAACUUCUUUAUGGGUACUGUGCUGGUUAUUUAUGCCUUUUACAUCCCUGUUUGGUUCCAGGUUGUCAAAGGCAAGUCACCCCAGGACUCUGGUAUCGCUUUGUUACCCUUGCUGCUGAGCAAUGUGGUGUUUGUUAUUGUUGGUGGUAUUUUGGUUAGUACCAUUGGAUAUUGCAACCCUUUUGCUAUUGGUGGAAGUGCAAUUCUUAUCGUUGGCGCUGCUCUCAUCACAACUUGGACGGCGGAUGUCGAAAAGGGUAAAUGGAUCGGAUACCAAAUAAUCACCGGUACAGGUAUGGGAUUUGCACUGCAACAACCUGCCAUCGCAGUCCAAACCGUGCUAUCAGAAGCCGAUAGCACAGUUGGCCUAUCCGUUCUCAGUUUCCUCGGCUUUCUUUCGGGAACAGUAUUCAUUACCGUUGCUCAAACCUUGCUCCAAGGACAGCUCGACAGCAAGAUUUCACAAUACUUUCCCAAUAUCGAUAUUGAGCAGCUCAGCAACAGCGGAGCCGCAAGCAUCCGAAACUUGGUGUCGGAGGACAAGAUGGGUAUCGUGUUGGACGCGUAUAACGACUCGAUGAGGUCGAUCUGGUUUCUCGCUCUUGCGAUGGGCGCUGCGUCUUUGGUGGUGUCUUUUGGGUUUGAGUGGAAGACUGUGAAGAUGAAUAUGAAAAAGGAGGAGGUCAAGGAAGAAUCUUCUGGUUCGGUGUCAGUAUAG
This is a messenger RNA of Fusarium pseudograminearum CS3096, 1647 nucleotides long. RefSeq lists its product as uncharacterized. Gene Ontology annotation, molecular function: transmembrane transporter activity. Bases 1 to 1647 code for a protein of 548 amino acids. NCBI's taxonomy places the organism in Eukaryota, Fungi, Ascomycota, Sordariomycetes, Hypocreales, Nectriaceae. The transcript is spliced from 3 exons. The record is from RefSeq and is a predicted model, not a curated record. Gene Ontology annotation, biological process: transmembrane transport.